Messenger RNA from Lymnaea stagnalis (great pond snail), 1228 nucleotides. The record is from the annotation of a GenBank genome assembly. Lineage: Eukaryota; Metazoa; Mollusca; Gastropoda; Lymnaeidae.
ACUAUAAGUAGUUUCCUAUGUUUUUCCCAGUAUUUCAACUAUAAGCAAUUAACUAUGUGUUUCCCCAGUAUUUCAACUAUAAGUAGUUACCAAAGUUUUUCCCCAAUAUUUCACCUAUGUUUUUUCCCAGUAAUGUGUUUUUCAUCUAUAAAAUUAAACGACGAGAAGAAAGAUAACCAAAAACUAACAAAUGUCUCGCUUCACGCCCUUGCCACAUUUUUUACCAACCUUAGCAUGGCGGUCAUGUUCGCCUCCUCUACACUUGCUAUCAAGGUGAGUCAACAAUGUCUUUAUCCAACAAAGAUUUAGAAUAGUUUAUCUAUACACAUACUUAAUGAGAGGGCUGCGUGGGUGGGGGGGGGGUUACGUUUUCUUUAACCAUACAAUCUUUCAAUCAAUGUAUAAUUAAACAUUUGAUAAACAUUAGCUAUAACCCAAACAUUUGACCAACGUUUUCCUUUACCGAAAUAUUUGACCAACAUUCGCCAUAACGCACACAUUUGAUUAACAUUUACCAUAACCCUAACAUUUGACCAACAUUCGCAUAACACUAUAUUUGAACAACAUUUGCCAUAAUCCAAACAUUUGACCAACAUUCGCAUAACCCUAUAUUUGACCAAAAUUUGCCAUAGCCCUAACAUUUGACCAACAUUCGCAUAACACUAUAUUUGACCAACAUUUGCCAUAAUCCAAACAUUUGACCAACAUUUGCCAUAACCCUAACAUUUGACCAACAUUCGCAUAACACUAUAUUUGAACAACAUUUGCCAUAAUCCAAACAUUUCACCAACAUUCGCUAAAACGCAAACAUUUGACCAACAUUCGCCAUGACCCAAACAUUUGACCAACAUUCGCCAUACCCCAAACAUUUGACCAAGAUUCUCUAGAACGCAAACAUUUGACCAACAUUUGCCAUAACCCAAACAUUAGACCAACAUUUACAAUUAAAAAAAGUGCAAAAACAUUUUUUUUUUUUUUUUAAUGUUUGUGUUUUUAAAAAUUGAAAAAUUGAGCUGAUUUAAAAAAAUAUAAAAAUUCAACAAUUGCUGGUUGCGUCAUAAAAUGAUCAUAUCCAGCAUUAAAACAAUGCCCUGGAACUAACUCUGAUAAAGUUACCUUAUUCAAUCCCUGACUCCAUGACAUGAUGUUUGGCACCCUACGUCUACCACAGUUAAUGGAGCCUAUCACCAGCGCCAUGACACAGUAUUUCUUCAUGGGCACGCCCAUG